Molecule: messenger RNA, 1452 nt
Organism: Penicillium verhagenii
Lineage: Eukaryota; Fungi; Ascomycota; Eurotiomycetes; Eurotiales; Aspergillaceae
Product: LLM class flavin-dependent oxidoreductase
Exons: 7
Coding region: 1-1452 (483 amino acids)
Molecular function (GO): oxidoreductase activity, acting on paired donors, with incorporation or reduction of molecular oxygen; monooxygenase activity
Source: RefSeq, a predicted model, not a curated record
AUGUCAGAGACUCAGAAUCCAGCUGGCGAGAAGCCCCGAAAGUCAAUUCUACUUACCGCGUUUGUGGAAAUGUGCUCUGGUCAUCAAAGUCCGGGGCUCUGGCGUCACCCAGAAGAUGAAUCUCAUCGAUUUAACGACAUCGAUCACUGGGUAGAACUCGCUCAAUUACUCGAAUCAGCCAAGUUCCACGGAAUUUUCAUCGCCGACGUUCUGGGUGGCUAUGAUGUCUAUAAGGGAAACUUGGACUCAGCAAUCGCCUCCGGCGCUCAAUGGCCAGUCAAUGAGCCACUAGCUGUAGUGUCCGCUAUGGCUGCAGCAACCAAAAACAUUGGCUUCGGAGUUACUGUCUCGACAACAUACGAACAACCCUAUCACCUGGCAAGACGUCUCUCUACCCUUGAUCAUCUUACCAAGGGACGACUGGGGUGGAAUGUCGUUACCGGAUAUCUUGAUAGCGCAGCCAGAAACAUGGGCCAAGAUUCCCAGCCACACCAUGACGACCGAUAUGCCGUGGCAGAAGAAUAUAUCAAGGUAACUUACAAGCUCUGGGAAUCAUCCUGGCGCCAAGAUGCCGUUGUUCUAGAUCGUGAACGGGGCGUCUACGCUGAACCGUCACGGGUGCGACAGAUUAAUCACAAAGGAGAAUAUUUCUCUGUGCCAGGUCCACAUCUCUGCCAGCCCAGCAAGCAACGUACGCCUGUCAUUUUACAAGCCGGGACGUCCAAAGCUGGUAAGAGAUUCGGCGCAAAGAAUGCUGAGGUUAUCUUCGUCGCUGGGCACAGCCCUUCCGUGGUCGCUAAGAACGUCGCCGAAAUUCGCCAGCUUGCAAAUACUGAGUUUGGACGUGAUCCUCAGAGCAUCAAGUUCCUAGCUUUGCUUUGUCCUGUGCUUGGUAAGACCGAGGAGGAAGCUGUCGAGAAGUUCAACUACUACCGUAGUUUGGGCGACAUUGAUGGGGCACUGGCUCUGUUUGGUGGUUGGACUGGCAUUGAUUUGGACACCUAUGGAGAUGAUGAAGAACUACGACACGUGGAAAGCAAUGCUAUUCGCUCUGCUGUUGAAGGAUGGUCCAAGGCCGCCACGGGGACCAAGAAAUGGACGAAAGCUGCUGUCGGACAACAUAUUACUGUCGGUGGUUUGGGCACCACCCCUGUGGGGACAGCUUCCCAGGUAGCUGAUGUAAUGGAGCGUUGGAUCGAAGAAGCCGAUGUGGACGGAUUCAACCUGGCUUAUGCGGUCAAGCCCGGGUCUUUCAAGGACGUCAUUGACCUGCUAAUCCCCGAACUACGUCAGCGUGGUCUUUUCUGGGAGGACUAUGCGGUGGGUGGAGGCUCAUAUCGCGAGAACUUGUACGGCAAGGCCGGUCAAUCUGGUCCUCGAGAUGACCACCCUGCUGCCAAAUACAGAUGGCAUGCGGGAGUUGACUCCGCUGACCAUCCAGUGCCGAAUUAG